ACAUUCGUGUACCGUUUCCUUCUUUAUUCUCUCUCUCUCUCUCUUUAUGAGAAAGAUUGUUUCUUUUGAUCUGUGAAGAGAUCAAGCUGUUUCGUGUGUCUUUAGAAGAAUCUAAAAGUUGAAACCUUUUUGAUUGUUUGGUUUAUGGUUUUGAUCGGUGAUUUGAAUUUGAAUUCCAGUUUAUAAUUGUUCUUUUGUUGAUUGAUUUUGGAAACGAUGAGUGGUUUCCGAGAUGUUUGUUCAUCAAGUGGGUCGGUGAAUGUGAUGAUCGGAGUAUCACCGGCUGAAGAAGGAGACGGCAACGCCGCCGCCGCCAUAUCGUCGGAGGAUUCGUCUUCCCCCGACGAGACGGUGGCGGGAACAGAGCUCGACUUAGCUCUGGGUCUUAGCGUUGGUAGGAAUCACUCAAAGGUUCGGUCUUUUUCUUCAUCUUUGGCUUCCUCUUCGUCUUCUUCUUCUCUGACCAGAGAAAGUGGAACGAAACGGUCUGCUGAUUCUUCUGCGGCUGCCUCAAAAGGAAAUGUUGCGGUAGGGUGGCCGCCUCUACGGACUUACAGGAUCAACAGUUUGGUCAACCAAUCAAAGUCCUCGCCCGCUGAAGACGACAUUCAAAAGGACACAACAAAAAACGGCGUGAAGAACAAUGACGCUUCCUUCGUCAAAUCUCCAAUGCUUGUGAAGGUUACAAUGGACGGAGUUAUAAUCGGAAGGAAGAUUGAUCUGAAUGCUCUUGAUUCUUAUGAAGCCUUGGCGAAGACUCUGGAACAGAUGUUUUUCCACACGCCUGUAACAGCAAGAUGCAAGGAAACAAGACGUGGUUCAGAACUACUGGAUGGUUCAUCAGAAUAUAUCAUAACGUAUCAAGAUAAAGACGGAGAUUGGAUGCUUGUAGGAGAUGUUCCAUGGCUGAUGUUCCUUGGGUCUGUUAAAAGACUGAGAAUCAUGAGAAGAUCAGGUGAAACUGGAGUUGGCAAGUAGGGAUUCAUCUUCUCAUCUUCUCUGAGAAGACACUGUCAGCUCAACAUCUCUGUUAAUCAAGCUGAAGGGUGAAAUCAUCUUCUCUAUAAGAUGGAAAUGAUUGAACGUGGAGAUAAAAAAGAGACAAGAAACACACAUAUAUAUGGUUAACCUGGUCUGUAAAUUAGUAAAAUCUUGUUCAGAUAAUCACACAUAUAUAUAAUACAUGUGUUUAUUAUGAGUUA
This is a messenger RNA of Raphanus sativus (radish), 1202 nucleotides long. RefSeq names its product auxin-responsive protein IAA10-like. NCBI's taxonomy places the organism in Eukaryota, Viridiplantae, Streptophyta, Magnoliopsida, Brassicales, Brassicaceae. The record is from RefSeq and is a predicted model, not a curated record. Gene Ontology annotation, biological process: regulation of DNA-templated transcription. Gene Ontology annotation, cellular component: nucleus. Gene Ontology annotation, molecular function: protein binding. Bases 217 to 978 code for a protein of 253 amino acids. The transcript has 4 exons.